This is a messenger RNA of Neurospora tetrasperma FGSC 2508, 1843 nucleotides long. RefSeq lists its product as uncharacterized. The record is from RefSeq and is a predicted model, not a curated record. NCBI's taxonomy places the organism in Eukaryota, Fungi, Ascomycota, Sordariomycetes, Sordariales, Sordariaceae. The transcript is spliced from 2 exons. Gene Ontology annotation, molecular function: damaged DNA binding; Y-form DNA binding; double-stranded DNA binding. The coding region runs from base 1 to 1815 and encodes 604 amino acids. Gene Ontology annotation, cellular component: site of double-strand break. Gene Ontology annotation, biological process: DNA double-strand break processing involved in repair via single-strand annealing; double-strand break repair via homologous recombination.
AUGACAGUCUGGGACCAGAAAGGUCGUGCCGCAAUUCUUGCCGCGGUUGAAGCCGCCUGUGAUACGGUUGGAAAGGAUCUCGACGCAGAAUUUCGUGAAAAGGAUGCGUUAUCUGCGGUCGAGAGGGAAGCGCUGAUGGCCAAAGUGGAUCAACUAGAAAAGAUGAACCAGGCGUUGAUGAGAAAUCUCGAGGAACUCAUCAAGAAAGUCAACCCGGUAUCGUCUUUGGCUGUCUCAAAGGGAACUACUAGCAGCGAUCAAGAAACCCCAGCCUCAUCAGACACUCUCUUGGAGGUGCCACAACAAUCGACAGGUGCAACGUCACGUUCAAUCCUUGCAGAAAUCUCGCCUAACACGGUUACCGGGACAACACGCGCUACUGUCGAGGAUGCUGGUGCGGAAACGCACAAGGACAAAGAAUUGGCGGCCUUGAAGAAACACUGCAAAUUGCUGCAAGCGAAAUAUGAUGCGAAAAAGGACAUCGCACGGCGGAUCGUUGAUCAGCGUAAUCAAUGGUUAAAGUAUGCCGAACAUUUAGAACGAAAGCUUGAGGAGCUUACCGGAACAAAACACCAAGAGGAGGGUAACCCACAUCGUUUAGCGCUAUCCGCUACAGUGCCAGAUCAAUUGCCCACUCUUCCAAGGGAAAAUGAUACAGCACACGAAGUGGCCAUUAAGGAAGAGCCAUCUUCAGAUGGGCCUGUGGUCAUCUCCGAGAAGCGUGUCCGGAAGAGGAGGAAUAGCGACACCAGUGGUGAAGCAAGGCCUAAUCCUCGCAGAACUAAGAGAGAGAGCUCGGAUCCUGUCAUCACAAGCGUGGUGCCUGCCUUCAUACCACAAGAGAGUAUCGACCUCAAUGAGACAACAUAUGUCAUGCCUACACCCAAGAAGCGUAGACACCGGGACCCACCUCGACCACCAGCCAACGAUGCCGCAGAAGAACCGACAACUGGCCAGCCAGCUUUUGCACCAAGCAAAGGCAGAGCCAAUGCCACUUCCGGCACCCCCAAACCAGUGGCACGGUCAAAGUCCAGACUCGGCCAUGCCAUAGCUGAAGUCGCAGAAGACAGCUCCGAGCCUCCUGAUCUCGAAAAGGAACAAGGCAAAGAUGGACCGUCUGACUCGGCCACGCCAAAGCCUGGAAGAUUACAAAGCCUUCUGAAUACCAACACACCGCUACAGCGGGAGCAGCCUCUACAAACGCCGGUUAAGGUUCCGGCGGUCGGAGUAGGCAGCCACAGCGCUCCAAACUUGCGGCGUGCUCGAGAGAUGGCCAAGUCGACUCCGCUCCGAGAACGGGCGGUUUCUGAAUUGAGACUGGAAGACUUUAAGGUCAAUCCAAAAGCGAACAACGGCUACACUUAUGCUUUUGACGAAGUAGUACGUGGGAGGGCAGAACGUGCUAAGCUUGAGGGUUGCACCGAUCCCAACUGCUGUGGCAGGACUGCCCGUAUCUUGGCAGAGAGCGAGCUCAAUUCAGGUGGCUCAGCUCAUCUUCUGAAAUCAGAAAACAUUGCGUUGAUGGAAGACUACCUGGGGCCAGAGUGCUACCGGCUGGGUACUAUGACGAUGGAUGAGAAGAGGGAGGUCUGGUUGAAGGCCAAGACGAUAGCUGUGGCCAACAGUUUCGGGAAGCACAGGCACCAGUUCGAACGAAGGCGUUCACCUCCGGGUUAUUGGGACCCAGACUUUCCCGGCACACAAGAAGAUCAGGAACGGAGAGAAGAGGCAAACAGGCGGGAGAGAGAGACGAUAGAGAAGAGAUGGCGCGAGGCCAUGCGAGGCAACGGGAAGUGGCUCUUUAGGGAUGAGUAAAGGGUAACCUGACGCAGCCAUUAAGACG